Molecule: messenger RNA, 852 nt
Organism: Durotheca rogersii
Lineage: Eukaryota; Fungi; Ascomycota; Sordariomycetes; Xylariales; Xylariaceae
Product: ornithine decarboxylase antizyme-domain-containing protein
Exons: 3
Coding region: 1-852 (283 amino acids)
Biological process (GO): positive regulation of protein catabolic process
Cellular component (GO): cytoplasm; nucleus
Molecular function (GO): ornithine decarboxylase inhibitor activity
Source: RefSeq, a predicted model, not a curated record
AUGGCGCCAAUGAAAACCAAUCAAAGUAACAGUAGUAGUAGUAACUACGGCGAGGUCGUGGCCCGUCAGGUCAAUGUCCUCGCCAGUUGCUACCUCGUCGACCCUACCGCCUCCCUGAAGGGACUGCACUACUGCACUACGGGGGCUGCAGGUGAUGGUAUUCCUGAGGUCCCCAUCUCAGGCCUACCCUCUCCCCCGUCAAGCCCCCCCCUCGCGGCCAUCACCUCCUCCAACGAGCUCGCGCUCCAGCCCAGAAGCUCCAAGAAGCGCAGCUCUAGCUACAGCGCGCCCUACAGCCGCAGCCGCCGAGGGGGGGCAACACUUCAGAUCAGGGAAGAAUGUGAGAGAUUCUUCUGCGAGACCAUGAAAGCCGUGUUCCAGGUUGAGUGGAACACGCCUAAUAAUGGCUCCCUCCUGGCUGGUGUUAAUUGCGCGCUCACGCCACCCGAUGACUAUACGAAAACAUCUGAGCUCUCCUUCUCCGGUAACACCAUCGACGCCUCCGUCCGAGCUAAUGGAUGGAUGGAGUUUUGGGAUUACGCUGGGGGUGCCAGCUUCCGGGCCUUCACGGCUGAAGGCGACGGCCAGAAGUCGCUAUUUGCCUUCUUCGACAGCGGGCUUGUUGGUCGUGAUCUGAAACAAGCACUCAUUGCCUUGAUCGAAUUGGCCGAUGUCCCGAUGGGAUGCUCCUAUAUCGUGAUCUGCGUGGACCGUUCGAUGCCACACAACUACGCAAAAUCAUUAAUGCGAAGUCUUCAGUGGGUCGGGUUUGACUUGGUCACCCUCGACCACUGGGCUAGAGAUGUCGACGUCACCAGCGACAAAUGGUUGUUCAUGGGGAUGGAAAUCUAA